Messenger RNA from Perkinsus marinus ATCC 50983, 507 nucleotides. RefSeq lists its product as hypothetical. The transcript has 3 exons. The record is from RefSeq and is a predicted model, not a curated record. Lineage: Eukaryota; Perkinsozoa; Perkinsida; Perkinsidae. Bases 1 to 507 code for a protein of 168 amino acids.
AUGGCACUUCAGUUUCGACGUCGGCUGCAGACGGUAGCCUCACAGUCAGCGGAGGAGGCCCUGAAGCAAGCCAAGGGUGGCUUCAUGGACCAGCUGUUGGGAGGCGGCCCUCAAGGGGAGGUCCGGGACUUAACAGAUGAGGAGUGUGCUGCUAUCGCUGACUGGGCGUUACGACAGGGUCAAUGGCAACCACAUGAGUCCUUCCAGUUGGCUGAGAGAAUGGCCAAUAGAGUGGUGAAAGUCAGAUGUGAGCUGAGUGAUAUCAUGGAGCCUGCUGCUGAUGUGGUCAUCAACUCACUUGAUCAUCACCAGAUGGAUGUGGCUGAUGUCUGUGCUGACUUGAGGAAACAGCGUCGGAAACUGUAUAGUUCUUCGUUCAAAUCGACUUCCUCCCCGAAGGAAGUCCAGCCAGCCGAGGCUUCCUCCUCUACGAUAACGCGAGAAGGAGAGAAGAUCCCUAAAGAUUCCCAGGAGGCCGAUUUUAAUAGUGAUUGUUCGUUAAUGUAG